AUGCCAGUAAAGUCAUACGCGGGGGCUCCGUCCUACCACAACGGUUACGUCUCUCCUUCCGGCAUCAAAGUGCAGUACAGCAAUGACUGGGUGAAACAUCAUCCGCUUGAGGGCGAUGGGCUGCGACCGCUCUUGUACAUGCACCUGUGGAAGAAGGAUAAAGGGAGCGGGAGCCGGCUCAAAAAUAUCCGUCUUCCGGAUACUGUUGUAUACGAGCACAACUUCCCCCGUGCCUGGUACACCUACGACGGGGAUGCGAAGGAAAUCAACAAGCACCCAGGCAAGAUGCUGGAUGCCCAGUCCAUCUACGAGCAGUUCAGCCACUCCACACCCGACUGCGAUGUGGUGGCGCAGUUCCUCACUACUUGCGCCCAGGACAAUGCGGCCUUCGGGACGGACUCUGGGCUCCUCACUUACGUGGAGUACUUCACAGCAGAGUCACUCCGUGAAUUCCUCUUUGGCCAUGAACGAAAACCGGACGGAAUUCUGCAGAAGUUUGUGUUACCCAAGGGGAAUAUGACGAUGCGACAAAAUUCGCAGCUACAAGUGAUGUGGUCGCCGCUGGUGACUGUGGUGUACAAGCGGACGAAUAAACAACGAUUGAACGACACACAUUUGCCCCUCCACGUACGCGCCGCCACGUUUGAUGGCGACUGCCACCUGAGUGAGUUGUCGCUCAUUGCGGACGAGACCAAAGGGAAACUGGAGUCUCUCUGCCGCGAGGUGGUGGAUCAUGUCUACUUUACUGAUCACAAACUGAUCACCUGCAUCGUGCUGAACUUCAAAAUUGACGACGCCAAUAAGCCAUACCUGCUCUGGUGCAGCUCUCUCCGUGUCUCGGGUGAUAGACUGAACCCGCGACAUCUGCGCGUCCCUGUGGCACUCUCCUUGCAAAUUGAGGUGUUAAAUGAUGGAACAACUACGCGGGAUCGCAUGAAUAAAUGUAUAAAGCGGCAACACCAGCUGUUCUUGAUGGACAAACAACUCUUUGAGCUUUCACGAGACUACAAUUUUGGCUAUCAAUGCAACACGUCCAAUGUUCGUGAGGCAAAACGCCUGGGCCUCGUGCCUCAACGUGGGACAUCCAGUCGGACUUACUUACGAAGAGGUUCACCGCGGCAUGGCCCAUCCCAUCCCUUUACUGAAGCUAUGCGGUACUUUGGAGACCUCACGCGGGCGUUGCGUGGUGAGAAUUCCUCCCGCCGCAGUGUAUCUUCAGCAGUGCAACCGCACGAGCAACGCCGGUUUUCGUCUGGUUUUUUUCGUCAGGGCCAGGAAACACCUGAUGCCCCGGAGCAUCGUGUUAGAAGUGAGCUUACCGCUAUGGCGCUUGACGCAUGGUACACUGUCUAUUCUUCCACGCUGUCGCAACACCCAGCUCAGAUGCCAACGAAGGAUGUGACGUUGUCAAGACCCCUUCUGGAGGUGCUGCAGCCCUCUGAGCUCGACCGUCUCUUAGUGAUUCUUGGCCUUGAGAAGAACUUAUCCUCUGAUGACCCUCAGAGCUUCACCGUGAAACCGGACCUUAUUGGGCCCGGGCGACGCUUUGAUCGUCCACUAUUCAACGCAGAGCGUGAUGUAAGAGAAUACUUUGAUGAACUUUUUGCUUUGAGGGGAGCAGAGAUCACGGCGCAGUGUCUAAACAAUGAUCGCUGGGUCUGGUGA
Messenger RNA from Trypanosoma rangeli, 1665 nucleotides. RefSeq lists its product as uncharacterized. The record is from RefSeq and is a predicted model, not a curated record. Lineage: Eukaryota; Euglenozoa; Kinetoplastea; Trypanosomatida; Trypanosomatidae. The transcript has a single exon. The coding region runs from base 1 to 1665 and encodes 554 amino acids.